CGGGUUAGGGAGAGAUCAGGGAUGGGGAUCCUGAAAGCGCGUUUAAGGGCUGAGAUCCUGGGCCUGAGGCGAGGGAUGGAGGCCCGUGAGGUUAUACUAAGCCUGAGUGGGGUUCUGGAUGGGGUGGGAACACGCCCAGGAUAAGGGUCGAGAUCCGGAAGUCGGGAGCUCUGGCCAGAGUUGGGGGUAGGCCGGGAAACCCGAGUCACCAUUAACGACUUGUUGCCACCUGCCCCCGCCUCUAGCUGGCCCACCUGCACCAGGAUGACUGGAAGCUAGCAGGGUGAUGCAGUCACCCGCAGCUUAUUUACCAGGCCCAUCUUCCCAUCGCCAGAUUGGGCUGCCUGACCUUUGGUUCCAGGGUGAUCUUGUCCCCCACCACCAGCCGGCAUCAGAACCGAUAGACCAGUCUUUUCUAUCCUGAACAGGCUAUUGAUUUAUGCCUCUUUCCUGCAGUCAGGCAAAAAGCAUUGAUCCAACACGUAUUAUGUGCUCUGUACUAGGCUGACCCUGAAAGUGCAGCGGGAAUUUGAUAGGUAUGGGCCCCAGAAAACUCUCAGCCCACUUAGGGAGUUUAACAGCCUAUAUUGAUGCAAUUAGAAGAAACAAAUACUCGGAAGACGGACCUCCUGAGAGUCAUGACCCCUGUGGUUGCUGUAACUGCAUGAAGGCACAGAAAGAAAAGAAGUCUGAGAAUGAGCGGAAUCAGAUCCGGCAGGGUGAGGGGAGUGCCACUUACACUGAGGAGCAGCUGCUUGGGGUGCAAAGGAUCAAGAAAUGCAGAAAUUACUAUGAAAUUCUGGGAGUUUCACGAAAUGCCAGUGAUGAAGAGCUUAAGAAAGCUUAUCGAAAACUCGCCCUGAAAUUUCAUCCUGACAAGAACUGUGCUCCUGGAGCAACAGAUGCUUUCAAAGCGAUAGGAAAUGCCUUUGCAGUCCUGAGUAAUUCUGAGAAGAGACUCCGCUAUGAUGAAUAUGGAGAUGAACAGGUGACUUUCACUGCCCCUCAAGCCAGACCUUAUAAUUAUUACAGGGACUUUGAAGCCGACAUCACUCCAGAAGAACUAUUCAACGUCUUCUUUGGAGGACAUUUUCCUACAGGAAAUAUUCACAUGUUCUCAAAUGUGACAGAGGAUACCCACUACUAUCGCCGGCGUCACAGACAUGAGAGGAUGCGGACGCGAAAGGAAGAGGAAGAAGAUAAACCUCAGACUACAUAUUCUGCAUUUAUCCAGUUACUUCCAGUCCUUGUGAUUGUGAUUAUAUCUGUCAUUACUCAGCUGCUGGCUGCUAAUCCCCCAUAUAGUCUGUUUUACAAAUCGACCUUGGGCUACACCAUUUCUAGGGAAACCCAGAACCUGCAGGUGCCUUACUUUGUGGAUAAACACUUUGACAAGGCCUACAGAGGAGCGUCUCUGCAUGACCUGGAGAAGACGAUAGAGAAGGAUUACAUCGAUUACAUCCAGACCAGUUGUUGGAAGGAGAAACAACAAAAGUCGGAGUUGACAAAUUUGGCAGGAUUAUACAGAGAUGAACGAUUGAAACAGAAAGCAGAGUCACUGAAACUUGAAAACUGUGAAAAACUUUCCAAACUUAUUGGCCUACGCAGAGGUGGCUGAGAGGAUGAAAAUCCUAUACAGGGUUGGGGUUUUGCUACUUAUUACUAUUUAUGUUCCUAAUUCCAUUUUAUAAUAUAAAAUUAGGAAAUCACGAACAUUUUAUUAUUUGCUAACUGUUUGCUGGGCAGAGUUAAAGGAGCAUUGAGCCAAACUUGUCAUCAUAGAAUCCUUCCUGGGGGUUAGCUCCAGGGGCAACAGACAGCUCAUCUAAAUGGAAUUAAUGGCAAAGAAUUUGAUCAACUCCCUGCUCGUAUGAAGGUAGUUCAGAGCAUCCCAAAGCAUUUUCUUCCUUUUCUCUUUCUUCAGGUAAGUCUCAAUACCCUGGCAUCCCUAGGCUUAGCCAAAACAGCUUAAUAUGAGUUACUUACAAUGCAUUUCAAGAAUUGUACCUUUCCCUUCAUUAGAAUCAUCAUCUCCCCAAAGAUUCAGGCUUUGGAGCAUGCUAAGGGAAAUGUGGAGAAAUUUAAACUCAUUGUAGCCAAUAGUUUUUCAUUUCCCCAAUCUCUAUUCAGAGUUGCCAACAUUUGCAAACUGCCUGAUUUUAGGUUCUUUUGUUUCCUCAACCCUCCCUCUUAGAGAGGGGCCGGAAAGGAAAAACUAUUGAGCUGUAAAACAGUUCAUCUGACAACUGAGUAACAGGAACCAAGGGCAAGACUGAGGACCCCCAGUCCAUCACAGGACUCAGAGAAUGUUUUGAUUUUUUUUUUUUUUUUUUUUCCGUUUCCCCUCGCAGCAUUACCCUUGAGCUGAGUCUCCACACCCCAGUGGUAAAGUGGUCAGACCCAAGAGGUGGCAUUGCCAACCAGGCAGGCUAUUUGCUCAAGCUUAGAGAUAGAGGGGCAAGAUCCUCUCUCCUUGGUAUGGGGGAACUAGCAUUGGCCCCAGCAGCCACUUUGUUUAACCUAGCGCCCUAUAGUUUGUGCUCCAAGAUGCUGUUUCAUUCAUUCAACACUUAUUGAGUACCUACCAUGAAGCAGGGGCAUUCGUGUAUAUUUUCUUACAUAAGCCUCCUCACGACUCCCUGAUGUAAGUCUGUUAUCCCUGCUUUUAUGAAUGAGAACAGUGGCCCAGAGUGGAUGAAUGGUUUGCCUUGACUAAUAGUGGCAUAGCUAAAUGCUGGCUGAUUAUCAAGUAAGAAGUAUGAAAUCCUCCCCAUCACUUGGGUGAUUCUAGCCAGAUUGGUAAAGCAGAGUUCCUCCCACCCUGUGCCCUGUAUCCUUCUAUGGCAGCCCUAUGUUUAUUCAGGAUCCCUUCCUGACUGGUCUUUAGGAAACAGGACUCUUGACACAAGUUCUUUAGAAGUUCCUCAAAGACAGGUAGUCCUUCCCACUGGUGACAAGGGAAGAGGCAAGUUGUCGCCUGGGCUAUGUGGUCUGACCUUCCUGCGGAGAUGAGCUACCUGGAUUGAACUGCCCAGACCAUCAUGAAUCUCUGAACUUGGAAGUUCUUUUUUUUAACUUGCAAGGUGACUGUAGUGUACAUUCCAUGUUUUCUUCAGGACAGAAGACUCCUUUCCUGUUGGAGAGAGAUUCUUCAUGAAAACUGAUUUCCAAAGUAAAGUUUCCCCUUUCAGUUGCACAGCCAUGUUUUAGAUAGAAGCGUUCAGCAUGGUUGAACCUGUAUUCCACAGGCCAGGAGGGGCGUCCAUAGGUACAGAGUGGGGUUCUGUUGGCUGAUAGGAGACAGCUGCUCAGCUAUAGGGAGGGGGAACAGUUCUAGAAAUAGCCAGAUUUUGGCCUCUCUGACCAACUUAAAUCUAUCCUCUGGUUUUUGGGGGGGUCUCCUUAACCUCCUCUGAGUGACUGAGGAAAUUGACACCAUAAAAUGUGCCCAUGCGCCAAACAGGCUAUGGAGGGUUGUUUUCCUAUAUACCCAAAAAUUAAAGCUCUCCUCUCCCCAACCCUAACCACUACUAGAAAAUGGGCCAUAAUUCAACUACCUUAACAGUUUAAAAGACCUUGCCCUGGAUGUUCAUGAAUACUGUAGUCACACAUUUUAGGAACUCCAUAACAGAGAUGUUACCUGUGAUAUACUAAACAGAGGCAAUACUAACUCCAUUGUAUGUCAAGUCUAGUGUCUUUUUAUAGCACUGAUGGUACUGUUUUAUUUACCAUCUAAUAGACCAAAACAAUCACACCUGGUUUUCUCAAGGAAAGUCUUUGCUUUUGGCUGAAAGAUAGUUUAAUCUAUUUGGUACUAUGCAGAAUAUUGAUAAAUUAGAACAUUUUAGAUGAAUUGUCUGCAUGGUGGUAAAAUAGCUUUUUCCUCUUGCCUACAUCCUUUGGAAGGUUUCCUGGUUAUACAUAAGUUCUUUGGGUAAGGCCUAUUCUUGCUGUCGGAACUUAGCACACAGCUCUAGUCUGUUUCUGUGAGCAUUACUGCAGAUCAGAGAUGUGUAUGCUGGGAGUGGGGGUAAGAAAUAGGGCUUGCAGCUCAAGCAGAAACUGAAGCUCUCAUUCGUUAGAAUGAAGGUGCUCUUUCUGCACUAUGUGAUCUGCAGUGAGGAGGAUAAGAUGAAAAUCCUUCUCAUCACAAAGAACACUGCAACUUGAAGAAAUCCACGUCCCUAGAUUAGCAACCCUGGGGCUUAUCUGCUCAAACCAGAAAACUUCUGAGCUUCCUCUUGAUCGGCUCCAGGCCUCACAGCUUGGGAGAAAUGGCCAGUAAGAAAAUACCAUUGCUACUGCUUUCUGUUGCAAACUAUCAGAAAUUACAUUGAACUCUAAACCUCACAGGAACAUGGGAGCUGGUAGGCUAGGCAAGCUAUGUGUUAUUCUCAUUUUCAUCCUCACACUCAGAUCUGGCUUUGUGAGGAGGCAUUUGGUAUUCCAGCAGCUUUCUGUUAAAACUGGCCACACAAGCAAGUUCCUUGUAUCUGCAUGUACUGCUCCUCACAGGAGCUAGCACUUAAUUUGUAUUUAUUUGGGGCUCAUUUAAGGUGUAAGCUUAGUGUCCUAAUAUAUUUAUUUUUGAAGAGGGCCGUGUUACUAUACAUCUUGUAUUUACAGCCUGCAUUGUUAAUACCUUGUGCAGUGACCACCAAGUAACUAUAAGCCCAUGUGUUAGAUAUUGAUUACAUCAUUUGCAUCACACUCAGUAUUUAGAUUAAAGAUGUGUGCAUUCUGUGACCAGAGCCAGGGCUGACGCAGAUGGAAUCAGCUCCUGGUGGAGUAAGAAUCCUGAAAAAUCUGGUUACGUGAUCCACUGCAUCUGGAUUGAGUGUAUUUUAACAGAGAAAAAAAUUAAAACAAUUUUAUAUAAAAAGAAUGGCUUUAUAUUUUUUCUUUGUUCUUUUACCUUUGCCCAUGGCACCCUUAAGCAGUGCACAUUGAUCCACUCCCUUGGAGCCACUUAGGACUGGAGAAAUUAUUGACCGCUACUCCAAUCUGCCCUCCUCUGUGUGUAUGUGCGUGUGUGUGUAAUAAUAGAUAACAUUGGUGACAUAAGCAAUUCUGAAUUUUUUUUAAUCAGGUAACAGAAGCUGUAAAUAUUACAGCCAAUCUACACAUCAAAACUAUACUUAAUAUCAGAAAAUCAAAUAUCAUCCCAAUUCUUUGCUGGGCUUGUUCCCAGUGACCCAUAUUUAGGAAAAUCUUGGUUUAAAGGUACAGCUAUGUUAGAGUCCAACUGGUCAUGGUACCUUUUAUUUGAAGGAAAGUUGAAAUGAGAUUCAAUUUCACAAAUAUCGAGAACCUACUAUGAGCCAGGUGUCUGAGCUUUUGGGACAGGGAGUGGGGAACAAGUUUCCCGUUCCCAUGAAGAACACCAUCAUCCAUCCUGGUAUAAAAGUCAGAAACCCAGGAAACCAUAUGUGGUAGAUUUAAUUUGGUGUCCCCCAAUGAACCACAGCUGAUACUCAUGCCCUUGUGUAGUCCCCUUUCUGACCUGGGCUGGCCUUUGGUCUACUUUAACCAGUAGAAAGUAGUGAAAACUGGCAGCUUCUGUUUUAUGCUUGGGAUAAGCCAGCCAGCCACCAUGUAAGAAGUCCAACUACCUUGAAACCACUAUACUAACCACAUGGAGAUGCCAUGCAGGGGAGAACCUAGGAAUCCAGCUGACAGAACUGCGGUCCCAGACACAGAACCCAAGUUGAGCUGUUUGCCCCACCCUGGCUGAUGAGUGGACCAGAUGAGCUACCCGGCCAAGCCCUGCUCAAACCAAAGAAUUGUUAAAACUACUGUGGUAGCCUCCUAAGUAGUGUGCACAGCUCUACAAGGCCCCUCCAAUCUGCACACCAUACUGCAGCCAGGGAUCUUCUCAAAGCAUAAAUUGAAUCAUGCCACCCUCUUGCUUAAAAUAUAUCUAUGGAUUUCUGUUGCACCUAGAAUAAAAAUCAGCUCAAACAUCACUUCCUCACAGAAGCCUUCCCAGGUACCCCAGACUGGACCAAGUCUCCCUUUAAAUUACUCUCGUUCUCUUCCUUAACACCUGUCAUAGCUAUGUUAUUUAUUUGAAUAAUGACAGAAUUUGGGAUUUAUUUGGAUAUUUAUUUGAUUAUUGUUUGUCCCUGCUACUAGACUAAGUUCCAGUCGGGUUUUAUCUGAGCUGAGUCUUGAAGAGAGGGACAAGUUUUACCUGAACUUGCUCUAGAAAUGCUGCCCAAACUUUUUGACACUACUCCCGUUGAAAGAUGCAUCUAUGUCCGCCCCCCCCCCCCUUAAAUUUGAACUCUGACUCCUUGACCAACCAAGCACAGCAGAAAUGACUCUAUGUCAGCUUUCAGGCCCAGGUCUUCAACUGGCAACUUCCAUUUCCUGUCACUUGGGUUUUUUGCCCUUGAACCCAGCCACCAUGCUAUUAGAAAGCCCAAGCAGCUUGUGGAGAGGAACCAAGACACUUGGCCCUCAGCCCCAGCUGAACCUAGGUGACAGUACCAACUGGCCGGUCACGUGAGUGAGCUAUCUUAUAGAACUUCUAGCUCACAGUGGAACCAUCCCAGCUGACCCUGCGUGGAGCAGAAACAAGCUUUCCCCCACUGAACCCUGCCCAUAUUGCAGAUUCAUGAGCAAAAUAAAUGGUUGUUUUUUGUUUUUUAAGCUCCAAGUUUUGGGUUGAUUUGUUAAACAGCGAUAGAUAAUACGAAUAUCAAUCAGGAUGACAGUGCUGUGCAGAAAAGCAGUCCUCCCAGGGGCAGAAUCACAGAGCCAUUUGUGAUGUCUUGUUAUCCUGAGUCUCACUGAGUCCUGGUUGGUCAGGGACCAAAGUGCUUAUUGACAGAGUGGGAGUCUGUGGCAGUCCCCUGCCAGAAUGACCAUCCUCACAUUCAUGCUCUCUGUAAGGUGUGACCCUGGAUCCAGAGUUCUUCCUUGCAAAUAACACCCACCCCAGGGAACUAACUGCUGGAGCCUACUGCUCUCCACAGGUUUGCCCCAAAUACAUGGAGGGAAGCCUGUUCUAGCUGGUGGAGUUGAAUAUUCUAACAAGGGUUGUCAAGAAGCACCUCAUGCAGAAUAAAUUGCUCUUUGUUAAAGCCAAAAAAAAAAAAAAAAAACACCUCAUGAAAGACUCUAGGGAG
Molecule: messenger RNA, 7133 nt
Organism: Loxodonta africana (African savanna elephant)
Lineage: Eukaryota; Metazoa; Chordata; Mammalia; Proboscidea; Elephantidae
Gene: DNAJC18
Product: DnaJ heat shock protein family (Hsp40) member C18
Exons: 8
Coding region: 539-1618 (359 amino acids)
Biological process (GO): cellular response to misfolded protein
Cellular component (GO): endoplasmic reticulum membrane
Molecular function (GO): Hsp70 protein binding
Source: RefSeq, a predicted model, not a curated record